This is a messenger RNA of Cucurbitaria berberidis CBS 394.84, 2193 nucleotides long. RefSeq lists its product as uncharacterized. The coding region runs from base 1 to 2193 and encodes 730 amino acids. The record is from RefSeq and is a predicted model, not a curated record. NCBI's taxonomy places the organism in Eukaryota, Fungi, Ascomycota, Dothideomycetes, Pleosporales, Cucurbitariaceae. The transcript is spliced from 2 exons.
AUGGAGCCCCGGAUAGCCACGCUAUUAGGCAUCUCAUGCCAGAGGAGAACUUCCCAUGAUCCGAUGUCUCUAGUGGCACCCUCGUCUAGCACACGAGAAUCGCGCCCAGCCGAGCCAACGUCUGCUGGCGAAGAUGCGCUUAUGGUGGCAAGCACCUUCUCCAGCGACUAUAAUGCAAAACCACAAAUUCAAGGUCACAUCUCCUUGGCUCGACCAAAACCAGGCGCCCCAAUAGCACAAGUCUUGAAUAAUGAGGCGCCGAUGCUACACACUCCACAACCUACGUCACCAACUACACCUUUCGUCGGUAGACAUGAUCACUUACUAGACGACUCGGAACAGGUGAACAAACGAAGGAAACGGGAACAGCAUUGCAUUCAGACUGCGCUAGGAGGCUGCGAAAACCCAGUGAUCAAGCUCCCGGAGCUACCGCAACUGCCAAGAAGAACAGCGAAAAGGCCCAGGAUACCACCGUUGCUACAAGGCUUACACCAGCCACCUCCGCUACCACCCGAAGGCAGACUUUUCCCGCCCAUCACCGGUGAAAAGAAUGCAUUCGUGAGUAAUCCCGGAGAAGGGGUUGGUUUGGAUAUAUACGCUGAAGAGACACGAAGCAAAGUGGACGAUGAACAUGUAGAUCCUGGAAUUGGUGUAAUAGGAAUGAGCAGAGAGGCUCGGAAAGAAGAGAGCACCGGGGAACAGCAUGCGGCAACUAAACUCAUGCCUCCCACAUUAGCAUUGGACCUGGAAAAGACCAACAAACUAAGAAACAGAGGACCGUUGGCUGAAGCCAGUAGCCAAAGCAAACGUGCCAGAAAGCGGAAAUGGUGGUCAGAACAAGAGACCAAAGAUUUACUUGUCGGCGUCAGUAGAUUUGGAAUCGGUAACUGGAAGAAGAUAUUGCAAGACCCUGAGUUCGAAUUUAAAGGGCGAACAGCAGUUGAUUGGGAUUCUGCUAAUUGUGCUGCUAUCAAAGUGAAGGACCGAUUCCGAGUGUGCUGCCCCGGCGAAGGCCUGAAGCUUAGGAAAACAAAGCAAAGCAAAGCAAACCCGGAGAAGCAUCCCGAUACAUCCGCAAUGACAAUCCAAAUACCCAACGACUCAACGACAAUCGGUUGUGACGGUGUCUACAGUGAUGUUAUGAUGGCGGGUCAGCGCAGCGCGGAUCAACAGCAGGGACUCAUCCACGCUAACGCGUUGGCUAAGUUGCCUGAGCUAGGCAUACAUCUACCUUUCAUGAAGAGCACGCGUCGACCACGUCGCAGAUUUAGUGCCUAUGAUGAUAAGAAUCUAUUGAAAGGGUUUGAGAAGUACGGAACUGUUUGGCACUCCAUGCGCGAUGACACGGAGCUGGGCUUUAGUACGCGUCAUCCCACAGACUUACGCGACCGUUUCCGGAUCAAAUAUCCAGAGCAGUACGCAAUGGCUGGAUACAAAUUGAAGCCGGAGCAGGAACGUACUAUCAACGAAAGGACAAGUAAGCGCCACGGACAAGAGCAUUGGGAGCGUCUACAUUCCACGGGCAAUGCGGCUUAUGUACCCAACGGGGGAGGAAUUGAACCACAACCCAACGUGGAUUCUAGAAGAGUACCAGGAAAAAGGAAUCUCACUUCCACUGCGACAUCCUGUUUACAAACGAGUUCGAAUCCGAGCCUUAAGUCUUUUGGGCUUGAGCAAUACCUCUCCGACCCGCUACCCACUCUAUUGGGCGAUUGGUCGGUCUCCGAAGAUGGUGAUGGUGAAGAGAGCCCAAUCACGCUGAAUCGAAACAUCCUACGAUGGGCUGACGCAAACCCAUCCUCCUUGUUUACCAUUCCUCCAACACCAACGACUACUCAUGGGGCUAACCAUGUGACUGGAGACACGCCAAUACAUGCUUUUGUUGCCAGUGACGGAAUCCACAUCAAUCCCCUGGCCACACUUAAACUCCCGCCUACGACAUUUUACGCCAACACCUUGCCAAUAGUAAAUGCUCGACCCUGUAAUACGAGCUCUAGUCUAUUCCAUCAGUCUACAAUUACCAGUGGGGCCGUGUCCAACGGCCCCGGAGAUACGAGAAUGGUUCCCACUGCUAGUGCAGCAGCUAACUCAACGAGCUGCCCAGUUUCCCCCGCAAUCUUCUCAUUCGUCCCGCCCUCGGACGUCGAAUCCUCUCACUAUCGUUUUCCCUCAUGUUCCAGCCGCCAGCGCUAG